Molecule: messenger RNA, 3134 nt
Organism: Macrosteles quadrilineatus (aster leafhopper)
Lineage: Eukaryota; Metazoa; Arthropoda; Insecta; Hemiptera; Cicadellidae
Product: programmed cell death protein 6-like
Exons: 4
Coding region: 131-667 (178 amino acids)
Molecular function (GO): calcium ion binding
Source: RefSeq, a predicted model, not a curated record
GGCAAACAAACAAGACUUAGGCUCAGGGUUCGUGGAAAAAUUUAUUUUUAUCAUUUUACAUUAUCAGAGUGAGAUAUCAAUCGCAUUAGUCAUUUUUUUAAAUUCAUUUUGGAGGAACAGUGGACUUGUAAUGUCUCAUUUUUCAUCGCCGAUGCCUUCAAGGGAAUUUCUUUGGGAUGUGUUUCAGAGAGUGGAUUCAGAUCGGAGUGGUUAUAUAUCUGCCGAUGAGUUACAAGUAGCUUUAUCUAAUGGUACUUGGACUCCUUUCAACCCAGAGACCGUCAGACUUAUGAUUGGAAUGUUUGACAAACAGAAUAGAGGAACUGUUUCUUUUGAGGACUUUGGAGCAUUAUGGAAAUACGUGACGGACUGGCAAAACUGCUUCCGAUCAUUUGACAGGGAUCAUUCCGGGAACAUAGAUAGGACGGAGUUAAAAACAGCUCUGGUCUCAUUUGGCUACCGACUCAGCGAGAACAUCAUCGACCUAAUGGUACGCAAAUUUGACAGACAUGGGAACGGAACCAUCUUGUUUGACGAUUUCAUCCAAUGCUGUAUCGUCUUGCAUACACUUACAUCAGCAUUUCGGCAGUAUGAUACAGACCAGGAUGGUUAUAUCACCAUUCACUACGAACAAUUCAUCGGAAUGGUGUUAGGACUGAAGAUCUAAACUGUUUAGUCAGUAUUAAAAACUAUAUUAGGGGCCUAUGUUUGUUAAUACACACAAGAUAAGAUAUUAGUGUUAUGCUUGUUGUGAUCCUCCGAAGAGGAAACUGCCUUCUAGACGUUUCUUGUAAUAUUUUCCAUAAAAUCCUUCAAGCUUAAUUUUGUGCCAUAAUAGAUUUCAGCCUAAGAAAAAUAUUAGACUUAACGGAAUAUGUGGAAAGCUUCAUGUAUAAUGAAAAGUUAGUUAAAGCAUUGAUUUAGGAUACUUUACACGCUAGUGCAUUUAUAGGCGAAGGUUAAAGGCCAAAGGGUAAUGUAGUUAGUAGUUAACAAAGUGGCAGUGAUCAAAACAUAAACGGUGGUUAUUUAGCCCAUCUGACACUGACAGGUGCGCGAUAAUCACACACUUUCAAUACACAAGUCCAGCCGUCACUUCAGAAAUGUCGUUGCGCUGUCAGUUUUUUAUAUUAAAGUCUACUACAAUUUUUGAAAGUCCCGCUUGUUGUAAGAUGCCAUCUGUAAUAUGAUUUUUGUUCGACGUAAACUUUUAACCUAUAGAUAUUUAUCAUAAAGUAUGUGAUCUCACUCGGCAAAAUCACACUCAAGAUCGCCUUCAUUCUAAUAUUAAAAUGAGAAAUUUUCACUUAACCACCCUACAGCAAACCAGACCUUGCUUCGAGUGUUUUCUUUCAAGAAUUAGUAUUCCGUUGUUUCCAAAAAUUAAGACCUGUUUAGAAAGAGCACGUUUAGAAAUGGAGCUCCAUUUCCGUGUCACCAGAUGGCAAAGCUCACAGGUGGCGCAAUUCUACGAUAAAGGAAUUUCAAAGCACUUCCAAUGCUAUAAGUGCCUUAAUUCUUUUGGUGGCUAUGUAGAAAGUGGUAUUUUAGUUGAUAUUUCAAAUUUAUACUGUAAAAUUCUUGUCUCUUACAAUCUUUUUAUUUUAUUCCAAAUAUUCAGAACAGCCCUUGUAUUAAGUUCCAUCACAGUUCAAAGGUUCCCUACAUUUUUCGGUAUUAAUUAUUUCGUGGAACCAGGGUGUCUUAAACAAUAUUUCCCUAUGUGCAUUGAUUAAAAUUACAUUAUCUAAUUUUGAAAGAAGAAAUCAUUUAUGUAUUGGGUGCAGUAAAAAGAAGUAGUAAAUUAGCUAUUAAAUAUUAUAAACAAUAUAAUGCGUCUGAAACUGAGAUUUAUUUAGUUAUAAAAUAUAAUUUUUGUCAAUUUUGUUAUUGUAGGCCUAUUUUGUAUGUGAAAUAUUCAGUAUUUUAAAUUCUUGAUAACUUUAUAAACCCUUUAUUCUUUAUUUGUUUUUAGAUUUUGUAGUGGAAUUAAAUAUAAAAUAGGGUAGAUAAACAAUUAAAUUAUAACAAUUUAAUUUUGUAUGACUUUAACUGUUGCGGUGUUAUUAGGACACCCCUUGAAAACAGUUUGUUAAAAAAAAAAUAAAAAAAACAACUCAUUGUAUUAUGUAGCCUAUAAAAUGUGUAGUGACAUCAGCAUAUUCAGGGAUUCUUUCUACAAAAUAUAUCACGUUAAAAGCUCUGUACUUAUGAAAAUGUUUUACUUUUUUAAGUUUCUCAAGUUGCAAAAACAAGAACAGGAAACCAUUUCUUACUAUAACAUCUUAGUACCGUACUUAAUAUUUACAUAGUCUAUGAUUUUUUAGAGUUAUAAAGUUACCACGAGUAGUCAUCAUUGAUGCUAUUGUCACUUAAAAUAGUUUUCUUACCCAAAGUUAAAUAACUCUUGUGUCAAAUUGUAUACUAAAGUCUGACUUUUAUAAUGUCUGUGAUUUGAAUAGAACUUUUUGUGAUCAUUGCAUGUAAUGUGGAUACAUUAGGGUUAUUUCUUAUCUGCUAAAAUAUGUUUAUAUGCAAUAUAUUGUAGCUCAAGUAUUUCUUUAGAUACUCUGUAAAUCAUAUUAUUUUUAUUUUUUGAAUACUGUGGCAUUUUAAAAAUGUUUCAGAAAUUGUACAUAUUUUAUAAUCGACAAUAUUAUAAAAUCAAAAAUACUUUGAGAUGCAUGUUUUUCAUGUGUGACAUUACUAUAGUCUAAAUGACGGAACCUGUCUCCUGGGGACUCCAACAGUUUAAGGCCCAGGGCUGUCCCUAGUAGACAAAGGGACAGAAGACAGGUUCCAACAUACAGACUAAACAAAACACUGUAAUACAUGUAACAAGAUGUUCGUUGCUUAACUGCACAAAUCUUAACUAAAUGAGUUCAAAUACUAAAACCAUCUGCAAUUGCCCUCAGAACGUUAAUAUUCUUAAGUAAAGUUCCUUCAUGUCCAAUUACUUUUAGAGUUACCAUAUUAUCUUUGUACCAAACAAACCAUGUAAUCGAAUAUUUGAUCAACUAUGUAAGAUUUAAAAAGACUUUGAAUUUUCAUUGGGGUAUAUUUAUGUAGCAAGAGUUGUAUAGAGAUGUUAUUUUAAUAUAAUAAACAGUAUAUAAAUAUAUUUAUAUUUCCUU